Molecule: messenger RNA, 3702 nt
Organism: Achroia grisella
Lineage: Eukaryota; Metazoa; Arthropoda; Insecta; Lepidoptera; Pyralidae
Product: malate synthase-like
Exons: 7
Coding region: 275-1903 (542 amino acids)
Biological process (GO): glyoxylate cycle
Cellular component (GO): cytoplasm
Molecular function (GO): malate synthase activity
Source: RefSeq, a predicted model, not a curated record
AAUGAAUGAAUACAUAUUUAUGUAGUUAGCUAGAAUUGUGUCCUUAAACUAUUACGUAUAAUUAGUUUAUUAAAAAUUAAAUUAAAUUAAUUGCCACACAUCCCUGAAAGUCAUCUUUGAAAUUAUCAAAAAACUACUUAUCAGAAGUUAUUACAAAGCAAGCGCAAACGUUUUGUUUGUUCACAGUAUUUAAAGGCUCGCUGACGGACAUUCGUAUCAGUUGUAUUAUCUCUACGAAACAUAUAACCCGUAUUGUUUAUGUGAUAACUAGGAAAUGUCUAAUAUUAUACUACUGCAAUCUCCGCCACCGAAGUUGGAAGUUGUACAGAAGAAUAUAUUUCGAAAAGAAGCAUUGGAAUUUAUUGCUGAGCUGCAUAAUGAAUUCGACGUACAAAUUGAGACACUAUAUAAACAGAGGCUCUUGCGAUCACUUGAGGCUAAAAGCAAUGCAAAUUUAGACUUUAAGACAUCACCAGAGAGAAGCGACAAAUUAUGGAGAAUUGCAGAAUUACCGUCCAGACUGGAAAAUCGUCACUUAGACCUUGGGGAUGUGUCAGCAUCAAACACAGCUCAUUUUGUAUCAGCACUCAAUUCAGAUGUUCAGGGUAUUCAAGUGGAUUUUGAUGAUGGGCAUUGUCCGACAUGGAAAAAUCAGCUUGUGGCAUUCCAGAAUAUCAGUCUGGCAGUUAAUGGGAGACUUCUUGGUGCUCCACUCAGUAUUGUCACAUCACCAGUAUUGAUGUUGAGACCGAGGGCUUGGAAUAUGUUAGAACAUAAUAUUUUGAUUGAUGGCAAAGAAGCUAUUGGUGCUCUUGUUGAUUUUGGCAUAUUAAUGUAUCAUAAUGCCAAGAAACUCCAUGAAGCAAAUAGUGGUCCAUAUUUCUACCUCUCCAAACUGGAAGGUGCUUCAGAAGCGAAAUUAUGGAAUGACAUAUUUAUAUGGUCACAAGAAGCUCUAGGGAUACCACAAGGAACAAUCAAAGCAUGUGUUUUGAUUGAAAAUAUAUAUUCAACUUUUGAAUUGGAUGAGAUAUUAUAUGCACUCAGAGAGCAUUCUUUAGGGCUCAACUGUGGUAUUUGGGAUUAUUGUGCGUCCAUUAUUGCAAAAUUUGGCGACCGCAAAGAGUUCAUGCUGCCAGAUAGAAACAAAUAUGUAAACAUAGAUCUGCACUUCCUGAGCAGCUACAUGAAACUAGUUGUGAGUACGUGCCACGCUCGGGGAGCUCCUGCCACCGGUGGGAUGGCUGCCGCAAUGUUGCGGUCAGGCUACGAUGGCACGGACAGAGAAUCUAAAGCGAUUAUUAAUAGGAUCCUUGAAGCGAAACUAAAAGAAAUUGAAACAGGUGUCGAUGGUUUCAUGGUAUACGAUUCACGCGUGGUGCCGUACGUUAAUGAGCUUUGGAAGAAAAAUGGUGCGAUGUCGAAUCAAAUUCAUCGCAAGUUUAAUUUCAAUAUCACCGCCAAAGAUCUACUCACAAUACCAAGCGGAGGUGUAACACUGCAAGGGUUGCGGCACAACGUAGCCGUCUCCAUACUUUUCAUAUAUCACUGGUUGGCAGGGGUUGGGCAUUUCUUCUACAGCGGCAAUGUUGAGGAUUCGGCUACGGCAGAGAUUUCUAGAAGUCAAAUCUGGCAGUGGAUUCGAUUCUCGGCUACCUUAGAAGACGACCCAAAUAUAUGCGUCACAGCUAAAUUGGUGGAGAGAAAGGCAACUCAUUUUGCAAACCACGCACACAGGAACCUCUGUCGUUCAAAUGCCGAGAGGAAACGACUUACAGCUGCAAAGUAUAUGAGCAUGGAGUUAUUCCUUAUGCGGAACCCACCGGAAUUUAUAACUAGUUAUCUGAAUGAUAAUCAUAAGUACAGAACGUUGCAUAACAAAGCGUUAUUAAGUAAUUUGUAAUGCCUAAUGAUAUGAGGUCAGUCUUAAGGAAAUCCAAAGCAUGUGCGAAAAUGCCUAUUUAUUCUAGACAAUAAAAUCUCUGGAAACUAAUUCAAUACGACAUUAGAUUGUGCCGAUUCACAAUUUUUUAUGCUCUUGAAUUAUACACUAACGUUUUAGUGGAAUUUCGUGCUCAAUUAAAUAAUUGACUGAUGUUGUAAUUGGUUAAGUCUCCAUUGUGUUUCAAAGAACAGUAUAGAACUGGAUUUCUUGGAUGGAUGGAAAUCUAUAUUGAGGUCACAUUCCAGAGUAGACUUGCUGAAUUACAGUAGCACUUAAUCAGAUGAGAGUCAUAAAUAAAAACCAAGACAAUCAUAACUAAACAGUACAUCAAUUUCCUUUGCAUAUCAUAUGCAUCUUGCAUUUAUCAAUUUCAAAAUAGAUUCAUAUGUGUAAAUGAAUACUUUUGUGAAUACUCCACCUGAGAUUACAGUCGUGAAAAUAUUCACGUUUAGUCCAACAUGUAGGUAUUGUGUAAUCAACCACAGUUCGAGUUGUGUCUUUAUAGAUCUUUUUGGAAUUAUUAAGUUAUAUUAGAAGAUAAUUUUGGUUGUGGAAGGUAAAAUGUACCUAUGGUAACCUUUAAAGGUCGUAUGAAAAAGUAAAUAUAUUAAUAUAAGAUUAUGUAAGUACCAGUGCUCAAUUUCUAUCGCAGAAUUAAAAGAUUUUAUAUAUCUUUACGCGGUCCUUUACGGAAUACGCAGAGCCAAAUGCCAUAAGCUUCUACCUUUAUAUACAACUGUAGAAGAUUAUACUAUUUUAUUUAGUUACCUAUUUUGCCAAAGAACGUCCCAAUACCAUAUAUAUUAGCAAUGAGGAUACCCUGUAGUUGAUGUGAGAAUAACCAAUGAUUCAUAUAUGUAUAUUGUUUAGUGGUAGUCCAAACUCACGCCCACGCGUGAACAAAUCUCGUCUGACUACCUUAUUUAUAUAUACGGUGUAUCAUAACUAAGAACUUCAUCAAUGAAUACUUGCAAACUUAAAUACAAUUUUUCAAUAUGAAACCAAUAACAUGAUUUUUAUAAUUUGGCGUUUGUUUGAUAUAAAGGUUAUAUUAACACAUAAAACAAAAAUACCUUCAUUCUAUUACACUCUGUAUACGUGACUUUUUAAUAUUUGGUUAUAAGUUCAAUAUAGUUUGUAUGGAAUUAGAUUUUAUGAUUGUACCGCUCUUAUCGCAUUAAUGAAACAUAAUACUGUUGUAGUAAUGGAAUGUAUUUAGCAUCUAUUUUAUAUAGCUAACAUCUCAAAUAGUAGUCAUGCUAAUAUGAACAUUAAACUACAAAUUACCUUUUUGUCUAUAACAAUGUUUAAUGCUAUGACAUUAUUCAAUCCCGCUUAAAUAGCGGAACAAAUUAGAAUAAAAUCGAACUUUUAUAUAUGUAGAUCAUCUGUUGAUUUAACAGAAAUAAGUAUGUAUAAGUUUAUUUGCACGGACCAAUAUACACGUAUAAUUCAAUUUAUCGACUGAUGCCUAUUUGGAACACCAUACAUUUGGUAAGUAAUAGCAAAUAUUUGCCAAUAAUUUUGUUAUUGAAAGUAAAAAAUACUAUCUAAAUCUUGUGAUGAACUUCGUACCUAGAUUGUUGAAAAUAUAUUAUUAUGUACAUUGUUUAAAAUGUUCCGAAUGCGCUACUUAAUCCAUAUGUACUGUGAUAUUAUGUUAUUCUGAUUUAGUAAAUUAUUUUAUGACCGAUUUGUAUCCACAUUGCUGUGAUAUUUUAUAUAUGUGCCUGUUAUUAUACAUUAUUGUUAAUAAA